AUGACACAAUUCUCCGUUGAGAACCCGACCGACGCCAUUCACACGAUCACCCUUGUCACGCAGUACUUAUGUAUCCCUAUCGUCUCCUUCUUCGUGUUGAUGCGGUUUGGCAUCCGGACGUGGUACAAGCAGCCCUUCACUGUUGAAGAUGGUGCCUGUUACGUCGCAUGGGUAUUGUUCAUGGCCUAUUGUGCCGUUGCCAUCGUCAUGGCCCAAAACGGUGCUGGGUAUCACAUCCUCGACAUCACCGACGAGCAAGCCAUCCAAUUCCGUAAAUGGUCCUACAUCGCCACCGUUAUCUACUGUCCCAUGGCCUUAAUCGUCAAAAUCGCCCUCCUCGCCAUUCUCAUCCGUAUCUUCGGCCCCUACAAAACCAAAGUCACCCUCAUCUAUGUCUUCCUCGGCGCCCUUUGUAUCUACUACAUCAUCGCCGAAGUCAUCAAGAUCCGCAUGUGCGAUCCCGUCCCAGCAUUCUGGCUAGGCCCGACCGGCCCGGGCGUGAAAUGCUUCGACCAAGCUGCCGCCCUCAUCGCAGACUCAGUGAUCAGUGUCGUUAGCGAUUUAAUCAUCCUCAUCGUCCCGCUGCCCCUGACAUGGUCACUGCAGAUGUCGCGCAACAAGAAGCUGCGUGUCAUGGGUAUGUUAUCUGCAGGAGGCUUAGCCACAGCAUUCAGUAUCUACCGGCUCGUUCUCGUCGUCAAGGACGGCCAAUCGAUAGAUCAAACAAUCGUCUUCACCUGCGUCGUGCUCUCCGGUAACGCGGAAGGCGGCGUCGGACUCAUCUGCGCGUGCUUACCAGCCGUCAACAUCGUGAUCGCCAAGCUCCGCAAAUACGGCAGCUCGCAUAACCGCUCGUACGGACACCAGGACUCGAGUGUGCCGCUGAGCAAGAUGCGCAUGGGCGCGAGCAAGGGCCAGUCCAAGGCGUCGAAGAAUGAUCCAGAGGGCACCCUGACUGACUACGGGAAUGACCAAAGCCAUCUCAUUUCGUAUGCAGGGUCUGCGCAGGGUGGCGGGGGCAUUCAUAAGACGAUUGAUGUGUCGCAGACGGUGGAGAUGUUGGAAGAGCGUGAUGAGAGGAAUUACUCGAGUCAUAGUCAAAGUCCAUAG
Aspergillus chevalieri is the source of this 1110-nucleotide messenger RNA. RefSeq lists its product as uncharacterized. The coding region runs from base 1 to 1110 and encodes 369 amino acids. The transcript has 3 exons. The record is from RefSeq and is a predicted model, not a curated record. NCBI's taxonomy places the organism in Eukaryota, Fungi, Ascomycota, Eurotiomycetes, Eurotiales, Aspergillaceae.